This is a messenger RNA of Funneliformis mosseae, 744 nucleotides long. Lineage: Eukaryota; Fungi; Glomeromycota; Glomeromycetes; Glomerales; Glomeraceae. The record is from the annotation of a GenBank genome assembly.
AUGCCUUUAAGAUCCCGUUCAUGUUCUGUAACGACACCAGCCCCAUUAGUUCAAAGAAGUCGGAACAGGUGUACGAUACAUGUUCAUAAUGAUUCUUCACCUCCAAGAAUAACAGCAAAAAGUGAACCUGUUUCACCUGCAACAAAACAUGCAUUGUCUUCUGUUGCGAUUAAAGGUUCAACAAUACCUCAUUUACCAAGUUGUAAAUGUGCUUCAUGUAAAAAACAAUUGGAAAUACGAUUGGCUCAUGAUACUAUUGUUGAUGAAGUCGCAAGGAAAUUGAAAAGUCCAGCUUUUGAAGCAUUUCUAAAUCAACGCGUUUCUUUAACCACUGAUCAGUUGGAUAAAAUUGAGUUGGCUAAAUUAAAUGCCAAUGUCGAUAAACUACCUCCAAGAUAUCCCGCUCAGGAUGGGUAUUCACGAAAAGAUAUUCACAAAAUGUAUUUUAACACAUUAGCCGAAAAUCUUUCCCGCCUUGAAGAUCCAACAUUAUGUGAACGUCAAAGAUUCGUUAUAUCAAAUGAAAAAGAAGAAGCAAUGUAUACCCAGCGUAUGUUUAAACGCGUAAGUAAAGCGUUAAAACAUCGUUUCAUAACUCAAGAUGCAGAAUUUUUGGCACCUGAAGAACGAAAACUAUUAAAAUUUCAAGAAGUUGAAGGAAAUUUAAGUAAAUUAGUUGAUGCUUUCCCUCAAUUUGAUAACCAACGUUUCGAAAUGAAACCGAUUAAAAAACGAGUAAUUUAA